CUUCAGAUGUGAAGAUAGUUGGGGAGGGUCAAUUCGUGAGGGAUCCAAGGUUAUGGCAAAUCAGAGGCCAACCAUAACUCUGUUUGUGAUCAAUUUUGAUCUUCACCAAACUAGAGUCUGUGACAUUGAGAGACACUUUGAGCCUUAUGGAAAAAUCCACAAUGUUUGGAUUCGGGGAAAUUUCGCUUUAAGUCCGUUUGAAACUCAGGAAGAGGCAACAAAAGCUUUAGAGUGCACUCACAUGGGCAAGAUACUCGAUAGGGUGGUAGAGGGAAGAUAUGUUUGACAUCCCCACAAACUAUGGCAUGCUUGGGGGAAUGGAAAUCCCUUCUCCAUAUAGAACGUCACCAAGCUCAAUGUAUCGCAGAAAUCGAUCCAGCCCUAAUUACGGAUGUCCUCGCAGUCCGGUCUGUGACAGGUAUAGUAGCCCCGUGUAUGAGCAAGCCAAGAGCCCUGACUAUGG
Messenger RNA from Cuscuta campestris, 463 nucleotides. The record is from the annotation of a GenBank genome assembly. NCBI's taxonomy places the organism in Eukaryota, Viridiplantae, Streptophyta, Magnoliopsida, Solanales, Convolvulaceae.